Messenger RNA from Capsicum annuum, 939 nucleotides. RefSeq lists its product as uncharacterized. Gene Ontology annotation, biological process: nucleoside phosphate metabolic process; ribose phosphate metabolic process. The record is from RefSeq and is a predicted model, not a curated record. Gene Ontology annotation, cellular component: chloroplast. Lineage: Eukaryota; Viridiplantae; Streptophyta; Magnoliopsida; Solanales; Solanaceae. Gene Ontology annotation, molecular function: guanosine-3',5'-bis(diphosphate) 3'-diphosphatase activity; bis(5'-adenosyl)-pentaphosphatase activity. The transcript has 9 exons. The coding region runs from base 1 to 939 and encodes 312 amino acids.
AUGGUGGCGGAAUCUCUGUUCUGUGUGUUGCUGAACUUUACUUUUGGAUACUUCUUCCACUUAGUCUGGAAAUCGUGCAGAUUGUUUUCUUCUGUGGCAAGUCUGGGAAUAGUGGUACUGGUGAAGAGGAUCUUAAUCUUGAGGUUUGCAGCCUAUACCUUCUGUGCUUCUUUGGGCGUUUUUACCCAAUAUCUCUUCAGUAUUGAUCAAAUCCUUUUAGAUGGUUCAUCAAUUGGUCUAGGAAGUUUCUGGUUUGGAGUUCUGUUAACAAGGGAAAGGAGAGAAAGCUGCAUAAGUUUCCUGGUUUCUUCUGGUGAUCUAGUGGUCUCCAAUUAUGCUUUUGAUAUCUUUGACAGCGACACAGCUCAUUGGGUGCUAAAGGUCUUUGUGGCGUCCAGAUUGAAUGUAACCGGAGCAUGGCAAAUACCACAGGGGGUCACUGAAGAUAGAGAAGACUCUAAAUCUGCUGCCAUCAGGGAAUUGUGGGAAGAGACCGGAAUAACAUCAGCUGAAAUAAUUGCAAAGGUUCCACAAUGGUUGACAUAUGACUUCCCACUAGCCGUAAAGGUCAAAGUAAACAGUCUUUGGGGAGGAGAAUGGCAUGGACAGGCACAGAAAUGGUUUCUUAUGCGAUUUACUCAUGCUGAAAUUGAAAUCAACUUAGCUACUGGUGAAGCAGAAGCAGAAUUCUCAAUGUGGAAGUGGGCAAUACCAGAAGAAGUAAUUAAACAGGCUGUAGACUACAAGAGGCCAACAUAUGAGGAAGAAGUUAGGAAAAUGAUGGUAGCAAAGCUUCUAAAUGCCAAUCAACAAAAGGGUGAAUCCUGUGCUUGUUGUCUGCAUACAGUCCUCAUUCCUUACACGGGGAUUCAAAGCUUCGUUAGCUCCUUGUACAUGAACUUGUCUGCUAAGAUUUGCAUAUAUAGAUUGGUGAUUUGA